This is a messenger RNA of Neoarthrinium moseri, 2436 nucleotides long. RefSeq lists its product as uncharacterized. Bases 1 to 2436 code for a protein of 811 amino acids. Gene Ontology annotation, cellular component: plasma membrane. Gene Ontology annotation, biological process: intracellular potassium ion homeostasis; potassium ion import across plasma membrane. NCBI's taxonomy places the organism in Eukaryota, Fungi, Ascomycota, Sordariomycetes, Amphisphaeriales, Apiosporaceae. Gene Ontology annotation, molecular function: high-affinity potassium ion transmembrane transporter activity. The transcript is spliced from 2 exons. The record is from RefSeq and is a predicted model, not a curated record.
AUGAGUGUCCGGCGGUGGUGGGACAACUUUCGCGAGCAGCACCCAGAGCUGUGCGAAAGGUGGGCGACACGAUGGGCAAUUGUCCGGCCUUACCUACCACCUGUCAACUUUAUCACACUGCACUAUGGCUACUUCAUUGUGACAGCCAUCAUCGCGGCCCUCAUCUUUUGGGGCUCCUCGAACCCUCGACACAGCAUUGGCUGGUGGGAUAGCUUGUUCAUGGUCAUGUCGGCGCUAACGGCUUCGGGGCUUAACACGGUCAACGUCAGCCAGCUCACCACGUUUCAGCAGGUCCAGCUGUGCGUGCUUAUGAUUAUGGGCAGCCAGGUCAGCAUCUCAUGGUUCACUAUUGCAUUUCGCAAACACAUUUUCGAGAAGCGAUUUGAAGACAUCGUCGACAUGGAGCGUGCAAAGAGGAAAGCCGCGCCUUCGCAAACGGGCGCCGUUGUCGGCAUGACAGGCGCCAUGUUUGGCCUGCAGGUCAUGUCGUCCUUUGGUAAAGCCCAGCAUCAAAAGAUAGGGCAGAGCAAUAGACCGUGGUCUUCGAAGGGCAAUAAUCAUGCAGAUGCCCAAGCUGCAAGAGCGGAAUCUUCCCCGGAGAAACCGGCAGUUCGGGAUCCUCUGGCGCAGAGAAAGGCGCCGAAUCAACAUCACGUCGGAUUUCUCGAGCCGAUUCGCGAGAACAGGCCAGAAGAUCAAGCCCAGUCCGCAACAACUGCACAUUCCAUCUACCAGACGCACUCGCACCAAAGCGGAGCAACUACGCAACGGAGGCCAUGGACGGCUGAAUCACGAACAUCUGACGGCGGUUUCAACGUCCAGAAAUUUUUCAUGGAGCAAAAGGGCAACAUUGGACGCAACGGGCAGUUCUUUAACCUGUCCGAGGACCAGCGCGAAUACCUCGGUGGUGUCGAGUACAGGUCCCUAAAAUUCCUUUCGCGCUUUGUUAUCGUUUAUUUAGUCCUAUGGCAGCUCUUCGGCGGCAUUGCCUUGGGCGCCUGGAUGUCCGUCUACGCCGUCGACGAGUCAGCGUCCAAUGCUCAGAACCCUUGGUGGGCGGGCAUCUUCCUUGCUAUCUCGGCAUACAAUAACGCCGGCUUCACUCUGCUCGACGCGGGCUUUUUACCUUUCCAGGGAUCUUACUUCUUGCUCGUAAUUGUCACCAUCCUCUCGCUCGCUGGCCCUGCGGCGUUUCCCGUCUUCAUGCGCCUACUGAUCUGGAUCAUGUCGAAGCUGCUACAGCUCUUUUCCAGGGACAAAGAGGACUACACGGUCUGGAAAGAGGGGUUUGACUUCAUUCUCAAGUUCCCGCGUCGCGUAUACACGAACUUGUUCCCGGCGCGGGACACUUGGAUAUUUGUUGCCACGUUUGGGGGCUUCGUGUUGGCCGACUGGGUCUUGAUUCUCAUUCUCACCAUUGGAAAUCCCGCCAUGGAGGCCAUCCCGCUGGGACAGCGUAUUUUUGAUGCGCUGUUUGAAGGGUUCUCAAUUCCUUCUGGUGGAUACGCCAUCGUCUCCCCAUCAGCCAUGUACUUUGACCUGCAGGUUCUCUGGCUCAUUAUCUUCUACACGGCUGCGUACCCGCACAUCAUCACCAUGCGCAGAACAAACGUCUAUGAAGAGCGAUCCUUGGGCAUCUACGAAGGAGAUCAGACCGAGAUCGAGCAACUUCACUCCGAGACAAGCAGCCUGUUUGACGUCGACGCCGAUAUCCACAGCCACGACCCACUCGCGGCUGGACUUCCAUCCGCACGUGGCGCAAAUGAUAUCGGCAACGGGAGAGACUGGAACGCAACCUCAGGCACGCCGUCUAUGAGAUCUGGCAAGGGUCUUUACGCCGUCACCCGUCGCAGCACAGCAUUCGUCGGCCGACAACUGCAGCGCCGAAUGACAGCCUUUGAAGGCGUCGGCGUCGCAGCAACAUCAUCAUUCACGCCACCAUCUGGUGCUAGCAUAGGCCCCAAGCCGCUCCGUCGCGCUGUAACUAUGGACUUCGCACGACCGCCAUCAGCACACUCCCUGCAUAACCACCCGCCGACCGGCCCGCCCAGUCUUAUCUCCCAACAAGUCCGCGGCCAGCUCAGCCACGACGUAUGGUGGGUCGCCCUGGCUUUGUUUCUUGUGACACUCAUCGAAACGCGGCAUUCCCUUGAAGAUCCUGUGACUUUUAGCGUGUUCAAUAUGCUGUUCGAAAUUGUCUCGGGUUACACGAAUAUCGGAAUCAGCAUUGGCCUGCCGAACCAGAGCUACAGUCUUACAGGGGGGAUGUACACGGGGAGUAAGAUCAUUAUGAUUCUUGUCAUGUUGAGAGGGAGGCAUAGGGGUUUACCAGUGGCGCUAGAUCGUGCAGUCAGGCUACCUGGGAAGAAGCUGGCAGAGUACGAGGAGGAAGAUGCUGAGAUUAGGAGUUUAUCUGCUUUACCCCGUAACUCAUAG